Spizellomyces punctatus DAOM BR117 is the source of this 564-nucleotide messenger RNA. RefSeq lists its product as uncharacterized. Lineage: Eukaryota; Fungi; Chytridiomycota; Chytridiomycetes; Spizellomycetales; Spizellomycetaceae. The transcript has 4 exons. The coding region runs from base 193 to 426 and encodes 77 amino acids. The record is from RefSeq and is a predicted model, not a curated record.
GUGAGCAACAGGACGGAAUUCGCUGAAGAGUUUAGUAGACGACGACGACGCGACACGUGAUGCUGAAGAUGCAAGCAACUUCCCAAACCUCAACUGUCUUGUAAGCAUGGAACGAGUUCCUGCGCUAAACUCCUACCUGUCCACGGGGCAGCAGUACGUUGUACCGCAGACGACUCAGAUCCCGUCUGUAGUAUGUCCGACGGGCAUUAUCAAGUGCAUGUACACGGAAAUGUCGCCAUCCUUGAGUUGAGUCGAGAGGACUUUUCUUGGGCUACCGAAGUGCUCCCGGACGACGAUUUGGAGAUACCCCCUGAACAUAUACCCUCCAUCGACGAGUUUGAGACAGUUCCCAAUGAAACAGAAAAGUGGACGGACGUGGAUUUUGAAGAGUUUAAAAAAGAGAUUGUCAGGGCGGGACCGCCUUGAUCGCCCUUCAGUGGGGUGUGUGGACAUGCAGGACGGUUAAGUAGAUGGUAACGUUAUGAUAAUGGAUGAACUCUGCAGCUCAGCAUCAACAAACGUGUACACGAAUAUAAUACGUAUUCCAUGAUGAACAUCCUUGCA